AUGGCACGCGAAGGUGGCGAAAAGCGCAAGAAGCAAUGGAUGAGCGGCCGUGACGGCAACCAGAAGCGCCAUAAGGGCGCUCUGGGUGCUGCAGCUAACGCUAAAGGCCAUGGCGCUGUCCUGGUGACGUGCGACAAAAUUAAAGAACGACAGAGUGUCAGUGACGCCCUGAAUAUUCUGAACGAGGCGGCCGAUCGCUUCUUCCCAGCGCCUGAAGAGGCGAAUCAGGACACCGAGGAGGACGGAGUAGGUGAAGGAGAUUCCGUGCAAAAGAAACUUCAGGAAGAGAUUGCAGCGCUGCAAACGCAGGCCAAAAAGCGUCAAACUGGCAGGUUCACGGCCCUCGACACAGGCGUCAAAGGCGCCGUGUUGAUCCAAUUCAAGGACGACCGUCUGUCGCCCACUGCUCUUCUAAGCAAGGUGUUUGAGGAAGUGGAAAGCACCAAGGACUUUGCGUCCAGGUUCAUCCAGAGGAUGAUUCCAUUGGAGAAGGUUGGCUAUUCUAGUGUGGAGGCCAUCAAGGAACUUGCUGGUCCGAUGAUAAAGGCGCAUCUGGAGGCGUUUAAGGACGAGCAGAAAGCUGCUGGAAAGGACGAGACCUUUGAGUUUGCUGUUGAGUUCAAGCGACGUAACUGCACUAACCUGAUCAGCAUGGACGUCAUCGACACUCUUGUGGACCUGGUUGGUGAAGAGAAGACCAAGGUGAAUCUCACCGCGCCCCGCUCUGUCCUGAUGGUUGAAGUCUUUCGGAACACAUGUGGCUUCAGCAUCUUGACGGACUUUCACCGAUUCAAGAAAUACAAUGUGCGUUCUAUCAUCGACCCACCAGUGCCAGGUCAACAGACUGCAAAGAAGAGCGGCAAGACUGAUGAUUCGAAGGAGGAACACGUGAAGGAAGAGCACGCUGUUGAGACCAAGGAGAAGACAGUGAAGGUAGAAUAA
Messenger RNA from Phytophthora infestans T30-4, 942 nucleotides. RefSeq lists its product as uncharacterized. Gene Ontology annotation, biological process: tRNA modification. Gene Ontology annotation, molecular function: RNA binding. The coding region runs from base 1 to 942 and encodes 313 amino acids. Lineage: Eukaryota; Oomycota; Peronosporomycetes; Peronosporales; Peronosporaceae. The transcript has a single exon. The record is from RefSeq and is a predicted model, not a curated record.